Anoplophora glabripennis (Asian longhorned beetle) is the source of this 2340-nucleotide messenger RNA. RefSeq names its product tyramine receptor 1 (gene Oct-TyrR). Gene Ontology annotation, cellular component: membrane. Bases 436 to 1785 code for a protein of 449 amino acids. Gene Ontology annotation, molecular function: octopamine receptor activity. The transcript has 5 exons. Gene Ontology annotation, biological process: adenylate cyclase-activating adrenergic receptor signaling pathway. NCBI's taxonomy places the organism in Eukaryota, Metazoa, Arthropoda, Insecta, Coleoptera, Cerambycidae. The record is from RefSeq and is a predicted model, not a curated record.
GAUCUCGAUAAAAAAUUUCCAGCAAAGACGAGGAGCUGUUUACACUUUUCGGGAGUAUUACCUAAUCAUUCGCACCCCGUCCUAUGGAAAUUAAUAUUACACCUUGUUUACAAGCUCGGUCAAAGUAAUUACAGUGUUAAUGUUUGAUUUUAGUGGUGUUGGUAAUAUUCUAAAGUGGUCCAUAGAGUGUUUAUGUGUUUUUAGUUUUUUUUGUGUAACACACAGCAGCUUUUAUGAAUUUGUUUUGUAACUUGAGAAGAUUCCCGUAGAAUUUGGGAAAAGGAGUACGCCAUGACAUCGAUAUGGAGGACGUGCACCUGAAACUUUGACGUCCUGAAUAAUGGGAAUCCCCCGCCUGUAUGGGAGCGGUCAGAACGGUUCUAACGGAGAGCAUAACCACAACUAUCACCCUAAUCGGCCAAUCACGAUGAAAUAAUGGGAAGGCAAAACGGCACUACUUGUCCCGUUGACUCGCCCGGCAAUUUCAGCACGAUCUUCGGCCAGACCGCUGUCCCGGAAUGGGAGGCAGCGCUAACUAUCGGGACCCUCUCGUUUUUCAUCCUCCUCACCAUAAUCGGAAACAUUUUGGUGAUCCUGAGCGUGUUCACAUACAAACCCCUCAGGAUCGUGCAGAAUUUCUUCAUAGUCUCCCUGGCUGUGGCGGAUCUAACCGUCGCCAUCCUCGUUCUUCCCCUCAACGUCAUUUACUCCGUUCUUGGAAAAUGGAUCUUCGGAAUCCACAUCUGCAAAAUGUGGCUAACCUCAGACGUCAUGUGCUGCACCGCCUCCAUCUUGAACCUGUGCGCCAUCGCCUUGGACAGAUUCUGGGCGAUAACGGACCCCAUCAACUACGCGCAGAAGAGGACAGUGAAGCGGGUCCUCUUAAUGAUAGCAGGGGUCUGGAUUCUGUCACUGCUCAUCAGUUCCCCACCGCUCAUCGGCUGGAACGAUUGGCCGGAACCAGACGUCUUCCUGCAAAGACAAGUAUGUAAGCUCACAGAACGUCAAGGUUACGUCAUAUACUCCUCGUUGGGGUCGUUUUUCAUCCCUCUCUUCAUAAUGACGAUAGUCUACGUCGAAAUAUUCAUAGCCACCAAGAGGAGAUUGAGGGAGAGGGCACAAGCCUCCAAGAUAAAUAUAUCCAAGAACCAAUGCGCUUACGCGAACAACAAGGAUAACCAGCAGGAUAGGGAGAGUGUAAGCAGCGAGACUAACCACAACGAACAGCUGGAAGUCAACGGAAAAACAACCAAAGACAAGAAGACCAAGAAGAAGAAAGCCAAAGACAGCGACACUAAUACUCUCAAGCCCAUACUGACUCACGAAGACUCUCUGACUGACAACGCGGAAAACUCUUCCUUGUCCCAAAGAAGGAACUCGAACCCUUGCACCUCUGACAACAACAAGGGUACCCUCAGUUCCACCACCACCAUAACUAUCUCAAACUCGAAGCCUAGUCCGAAGGUAGUGCUGAGUGAGCCGAAAAGGCCAGGAUUCGUGUAUCAGUUCAUAGAAGAAAAACAAAGGAUCUCUCUGUCUAAAGAAAGGAGGGCUGCCAGGACCUUGGGCAUCAUCAUGGGUGUGUUCGUGGUGUGCUGGUUGCCGUUCUUCUUAAUGUAUGUGAUUAAACCCUUCUGCCCUAUAUGUUGCCCAUCCAGUAGACUCAUCAACUUCAUAACUUGGUUAGGUUACAUCAAUUCCGUACUGAACCCGAUCAUUUAUACAAUUUUUAAUAUGGACUUUAGGCGGGCCUUCCGAAAACUUUUAGGCUUGGCACAAACUUAAAAAAAUUUGUGGUUCUAAACUUACGUGGUACUGGUGAUUUGUGAAUAACUAAACUGAUCUCGUAAGGAUUUCGGGUAGUAAGUAUAUUCAAAAUUUUUAGGGAAUUGUGAUCUACACGUACUUAGAAAGUUUUAAGGGUUAAUAAAAUACUAUCAUCCGUCGGCAAAUAAUUUGAAGAGAUUCCCGUAUUUUUUAUCAAGACUGAUUUCAUAGGAAAUAUGUUGAUAGUUUAUACUAAGUGUAGGAGUUGAUGUAAAAAUAUUGUAAAGAGAUUAUUCAAGUAUUUUUGCUUAGUUCCAAAGUAAGUAUGCAAUACUACAGUAAAAAUACAUUUUCUUUACUCGUACACCCAUGAGAAAUAUUAGACCGACCGAAAUAACUGAUUUAGAGGGGAAAAAAAAGAAAAUUGUUACCUGGACUUUUAUAAGUGGAAGUGGUAAAGGGGCUUAUAAUAAACGAAAAAAAAAUAAAUAAAUGAGUGAGCAGGGGAGGCGGAGGGUUGAUUGAAAUUGUAUAUUUGGGAUUUCUGGCGAAAGUUGACGUCAUACAAAAAAG